Molecule: messenger RNA, 1776 nt
Organism: Menidia menidia (Atlantic silverside)
Lineage: Eukaryota; Metazoa; Chordata; Actinopteri; Atheriniformes; Atherinopsidae
Source: the annotation of a GenBank genome assembly
CUGUCUCCCAGGCUGUUUUCCCAUGUAGACGACCCCUUCCUGGACGACCCCCUGCCCAGGGAGUUCGUCCUCUACCUGCGGCCCAGCGGGCCUCUACAGAACCAGCUCUCCCACUUCUGGCAGCAGAGCCGGGUCACCUGUGGCAAAAACAAGGCCCACAACAUCUUCCCACAUAUCACGCUCUGCCAAUUCUUCAUGUGCGCAGACAACAAAGCGGAUGCCCUCUGCGAGGCCCUCCAGGCCACCGUACAGAAGUGGCGGGGUCGAUUUCCAAGCCCACUGCCUCUGGAGCUCUACACAUCUUCAAACUUCAUCGGUCUCUUCGUGGAGGAGCAGGUGGCUGACGUCCUCAAGCAGUUUGCAGCCGAUUUUGCCACGGAGGCCACCCGGAAGGCCGAGGUCCAUGUGGAGCCACACAAGAAGCAGCUCCAUGUGACUCUGGCGUACAACUUCCCCUCCGAUCACCUCCCCUCCCUGGAGAAGCUGGCCAAGGGCAUCGAGGUGAAGCUGGGCUGCGAUUGGCUGGUCGUGCUGUUCUCCCGGGACAUUCGUUUCGCCAACCACGAGACCCUGCGGGUGAUGUACCCCUACGUCCCGCAGAACGACGACGAGCUGGAGCUGGUCCCCGGCGAUUACGUCUUCAUGUCCCCGAUGGAUCAGAGCAGCACCAGCGAGGGCUGGGUGUACGGCACCUCGCUGGCCACCGGGCUCUCCGGCCUGCUGCCGGAGAACUACAUCGGCCUGGCCGACGAGUCCGACACCUGGAUCUUUCACGGCUCCCACUCAUUCUUCAGUUGCGAGCCCGGUGACAAGAGCGGGAAAGAGAAAGGGAUGUUCGACGGCCUGCUGGACAGCCGCCGCCCGGACAACUCCAACCCCGGAGACACGCCCGCCUUCAGCCUCAUUUGCCAUCCAAUGCAGGUGGUCUGGUGUCCUUUCUUUCAGGUCCUGCGGCUCGGCGCCGCACGGCAGCCGAAGCGCACGCUGUUCGUCUGCCGCCACGGCGAGAGGAUGGAUGUGGUCUUCGGCAAACACUGGCUCUCCCUCUGCUCAGACAGUAAAGGUAAAUACGUCCGCUCCAACCUGAACAUGCCCUCCAGUUUGCCUCUGUGGGGAGGACAGAAAGACUACGACAUGGACGCUCCGAUCACCGUGUUCGGGUCCACUCAGGCCCAGCUCGUGGGUGAGGCUCUGCUGGAGAGCCAUUCAUCCAUAGACUACGUGUACUGCUCCCCCUCCCUGCGAUGCGUCCAGACGGCGCAGAACAUUCUGAAAGGGAUGCAGCAGGACGCCAAGCUGAAGAUGCGCGUGGAGCCAGGUCUCUUCGAGUGGACCAAGUGGGUCUCUGGGAACUCCUUGCCCGCCUGGACAUCCCCCAGCGACCUGGCGGCCGCCCACUUCAGCGUGGACACCACGUACAGACCCCUGAUCCCAGUCUCCAAACUCACCGCGUCCGAGUCCUACGAGAGCUACAUCAGCCGGAGCUAUCAGGUGACCAAAGACAUUCUGUCGGACUGCAGAACCACCGGAAACAACGUGCUGAUUGUGGCCCACGCGUCUUCCUUAGAGGCCUGCACACGCCAGCUGCAGGGCCGCAGCCCCCAGAGCGCCAAGGACUUUGUCCAAGUGGUCAGAAAGAUUCCCUACUUGGGCUUCUGCGCCUGUGAGGAGCAGGGAGAAACGGGGACGUGGCAGUUGGUGGACCCCCCCAUCUUGCCCCUAACACACGGACCCAACCACAGCUUCGACUGGAGGGAAACACUCCUGCAAGAAUGA